AUGCACAAACUUGGUUCCUUCCUCAAGCCUGAAAGGGUUAAAUUACUGCCAUCACAAUUUGCUUGCAAAUACAGAGCACACCCUGUUUGGAUAUCGACUUUGACAUCCACUUGUAAUUUGAAUAAUAAUAAUUUACACAAUAAUAACGUUUUCAAAUCGGAUCAACAACAUCGAUGUUUUUCUGUAAAUUUAUUAUCCACAAAUGCAAAAGUCAACUCCGAAUCUUCAGAUGAUCAUUCUGAUGUAAAAGUGAAAAAAGUAACAUCCAAAAGCAGACGAGCAUUUAUUGAACAAGCCAUCGGGGCUGUCGAACACAAAAAAAGACUUUUACAUAGCCAUGAAUUUAAAUUGAAACACGUCAAGCUUUCCGAUGCCACUGAAAUCAUUGCAGGAAAUGCUCACUGCACAGGCUGUGGGGCCACUCUUCAAACCGCAGAUCCUGAAAGACCUGGAUUCAUUCAUCCAAACGCGGUUGAUAAACGAAUUGAAGAACAAGAGAAAUUUUCAAAGCUUGAAAAGGAAUUCAAAGAACUCGAGCAAAAGAAACAAGAAUUGGAACACUUAAAAAUUUCUGAAGUUGCAACAGAAAACAAAGUAGGCGAAGAUAAGGCGAAACAGAUGUUAGGAUCCCAAUCAUUAAGUUCUUUAAAUUCGGCAGGUGGAUUUCUAGUGAUGGAUGAAAACGAAUUUAAACUCUACAAAAAGUUUAUCAAACACAAAGGAAAGUCAGCAAAAGAUUUAAUUGAUGAUAGUUUGAGCGAAUUGGUUUGCCAGAGAUGCCAUCAAUUAAGAAAUUACGGUGUAUAUAGUACAGUAUCCGUGGAUCAAGAAGCAGUGAAACACGUAUUUGAAAGAAUUGCGAGCCUCAACAAGAAAGCUCUCAUUGUUUUAAUUAUUGAUCUGUUUGAUACGUAUGGCUCGAUCAUUCCGAAUUUAAAAAGCAUCAUUGGAAAACAUAACGUUCUCGUGGUUGCCAAUAAGGCUGAUUUACUAUUGAAAGGCCGAUCUCUCGAUGAAAAGCCUACCACUGAAAAAGAAAAAACAAAGGCUCUCAUUUAUAAACGUUUGCAAGAAUGGGUGAGAAGAAUUUUAAAGAAAGAUUUUGGAUUGUUCCAAACGCCAGAAGAAAGAUCUCAACUUGUUGGCAUUGAAAUUGUGAGUAGCACUACAGGAACGAAUAUGGCCCAACUCCAUGAAAAGAUGAACAGUUAUAGAAAAGGAGGUGAUAUUUAUGUCGUUGGAUGUACGAAUGUUGGAAAAUCAACUUUUAUUAAUCAGCUAUUCAAACAACAGAUUGAAACACGAAAGAGUAACAUUGCAAUCACAACAUCCGCGCUUCCUGGCACAACCCUUAAAACUAUUUCAUUUCCCAUUGUCACUGCAACUGGUGAUCGAGCAAAUUUAUUUGAUACGCCUGGAGUUCUCAAUCCACAUCAAAAACUGUUUACUGAUUAUUUAAAAUAUGAAGAUUGGAAAUAUAUUUUACCGCCUAGAGAUGUCAUUAAUCCAAGAUUUGUAAGAUUGAGGCCAGGUAGAUGUUUCUUCUUAUCUGGUUUAUUUAGACUAGACUAUAUCGAGGAUAAUGUGAAAAAUGAAGAUUGGAAUCGAUGUAUUUUCUCAGUGUACACAUCUCCCAAGCUAUCCAUUCACUGCACAUCGAUUGAGAAAGCAGAUGAGUUCUAUGCUAAUCAUGUCGGUAAAGACUCACCAAAUAUGGAAUAUCAAAUGGUUCCUCCGAUUGACGGAAAGCAAAGCCCAAUUUAUGGAUUGAACAAACCUCUCAAAUUUAAAGUGACAGGAACCACCCGACGAGAAAGUAUCUUGGAUAUUUGUAUUGGUGGCAUUGGCUGGAUUUCCGUAACAGGUGUUGGAGAAAUGACAUUUGAAGUCCAUACGAAUGAGAAGGUAAAUGUUUAUUUGCGUCAACCUUGUAUCAUGCCCUACACAACAAAGGAAAGAAAAAUUCGCAAAGAUCAAUUCAUUGAGCAUAGAGAUUUUUGUAGCCAUUAA
This is a messenger RNA of Naegleria fowleri, 2010 nucleotides long. RefSeq lists its product as uncharacterized. The record is from RefSeq and is a predicted model, not a curated record. Gene Ontology annotation, molecular function: GTP binding. NCBI's taxonomy places the organism in Eukaryota, Heterolobosea, Eutetramitea, Acrasida, Naegleriidae. The coding region runs from base 1 to 2010 and encodes 669 amino acids. The transcript has a single exon. Gene Ontology annotation, cellular component: mitochondrion.